CUAGUGUCAUCAUGUCUGGCCGUGGCAAAGGCGGGAAGGGUCUGGGUAAGGGCGGCGCCAAGCGCCACCGCAAAGUCCUCCGCGACAACAUCCAGGGCAUCACCAAGCCCGCCAUCCGCCGCCUGGCCCGGCGCGGAGGAGUGAAGCGCAUCUCCGGCCUCAUCUACGAGGAGACCCGCGGUGUGCUGAAGGUGUUCCUGGAGAACGUGAUCCGCGACGCCGUCACCUACACGGAGCACGCCAAGCGCAAGACCGUCACCGCCAUGGACGUGGUCUACGCGCUCAAGCGCCAGGGCCGCACCCUUUACGGCUUCGGCGGCUGAGGUCAUUUACACAUUUUCUCUCUAAAGGCCCUUUUCAGGGCCAUCCAAUUAAGUCUUCGGAAGGGCUGCAACAUGUUAGUCAUCGUUUUGAGAGUGGGUGG
Molecule: messenger RNA, 424 nt
Organism: Arvicanthis niloticus (Nile rat)
Lineage: Eukaryota; Metazoa; Chordata; Mammalia; Rodentia; Muridae
Source: RefSeq, a predicted model, not a curated record